Mucor mucedo is the source of this 347-nucleotide messenger RNA. RefSeq lists its product as uncharacterized. The record is from RefSeq and is a predicted model, not a curated record. Bases 66 to 236 code for a protein of 56 amino acids. Lineage: Eukaryota; Fungi; Mucoromycota; Mucoromycetes; Mucorales; Mucoraceae. The transcript has 2 exons.
CUCUCUUCUACUUUAUUUUAGCCUCGGCAUUAUUCUUAAUUAUAAACACAGACAUACAUAAUAAAAUGGGUAUCCGCUUCUGUCAAUUCAUUACUAAAUCAAACAGUAAAUCAACCAAAAAUCAAACAGCAGGACCUAAUGUUUGUUCAGGUCGGGGAAAGAGCUAUUGUCUAAUUCAUCGACGAUACUUUGAGACAAGUUGGUGUCCAGACUGUAGUCGUUCAAGUCAUCAUUAAGCUCCACAAAACGUUAGAUUUAUCAAAAAAGAAAAAAAACCCCCCAUCUCGAAAAAUUAAAAAUCAUGACCAAAAAAAAAAAAAAAAAAAAAGAAAAAAAAGAAAGAAAAA